This is a messenger RNA of Tuber melanosporum (Perigord truffle), 1125 nucleotides long. RefSeq lists its product as uncharacterized. The transcript has 3 exons. The record is from RefSeq and is a predicted model, not a curated record. Lineage: Eukaryota; Fungi; Ascomycota; Pezizomycetes; Pezizales; Tuberaceae. The coding region runs from base 1 to 1050 and encodes 349 amino acids.
AUGCCCCGACCAACUUCCGCCUCACUCCACCCGCCUCCGAUCACCACCUCGGCCUCCUCCCCUAACCUCACAUCCCACCUGAAUAGCGAUGAGAACCGACGAACGCGAAACUCCUUCGGCGGCGGUAACGGCGGGAUCGGUGGUAUCGGAGCGGGAGGGAAUGGCAGUGUUGGUGGAACUGGUGGUGGUGGCGGAAACAGCGCCCUGACGGAUUCCGAUGAUGACGAUACAAUGUCUUCCAGCAGUUCUUCGAUGCCCCUACCGUUGAGUGGAGGGGGGUUCAAUGGGAUGGGAGGGAUUGGAGGUGGGAUGUUACACCCAAGCUCGUUUGCUCCGCCGUUUUACAAUCGGCCGCCGACUCCAUUACCACCAUCGCCUUCGCUAACUUCACUUUUACGCCCGCCAUUCACUCCCUCCCGUCCCACCACUCCUGACUCCUCCGAUAGCGAAGCCGUCGCGACCUCCUCCCGAAUCGCCCAGUCCACGCCACGAGCUGCGCCAAAAGUGCCCACAUACGAGUACUAUGGCUUCGUACUAUACCUCGUAUCCAGUCUCGCGUUCCUAAUCUACAUAAUCUGGUCCUUCUCUCCAUCGCCGUUACUGCAUGCCGUAGGAAUAUACUACUAUCCGGGCAGAUGGUGGGCACUCGCUCUACCAAGUUUCCUGGUCAUGCUUGUAGUCUACAUCUACGUUGCCCUGGCAGCCUACAACACCGGCUACCUAACCCGGGGACUAGACCACUUGGAAUGCAUAGUCGACGACGCCGCAAAGAUCGCCAACGUGGAUUUUGGCGGCGGGGGCGAAGCCCCGGAGGACGAGAGUGCGGGCAAUAGCGGUGUGAGUGUCAGCAUCGGCAGCAGCGAGAAUGACGGGCAGAGAGAUUGGAAAGCUCUGUGGAAUAGGGGCACGGAUGCAGUUAUGGAUAUCCCCGUUGGAGGCGUGUGCGAGGUGCUGUAUGGAGAUGGACGGGAGAGGGAGCAGUGGGAGAUUAAGAUUGAUGAGCAGGAUUGGGGGAGCUUCGAGGUAGCGACUGAGGUUGAUGUGUUUUGAAGGGGUGGGAUUAUAUAAAAGUUUCUUUGGUCUUAAUGAUGGUUUGAGAGGUAGCGGUAGAGGGAGGGUGGGAGA